This is a messenger RNA of Mytilus trossulus (common blue mussel), 1681 nucleotides long. Its product is annotated as octopamine receptor Oamb-like. Gene Ontology annotation, cellular component: dendrite; plasma membrane. The transcript has a single exon. NCBI's taxonomy places the organism in Eukaryota, Metazoa, Mollusca, Bivalvia, Mytilida, Mytilidae. The record is from RefSeq and is a predicted model, not a curated record. Gene Ontology annotation, molecular function: neurotransmitter receptor activity; G protein-coupled serotonin receptor activity. Bases 237 to 1541 code for a protein of 434 amino acids. Gene Ontology annotation, biological process: G protein-coupled receptor signaling pathway, coupled to cyclic nucleotide second messenger; chemical synaptic transmission.
AUUCCCUUACUCUAAAUGUCAGUCGAGAUCUAUAGUAUAAGUGUUGAUUCAUUUUGAAAGUUAAUCUUUCAUUCUGUUAAUUUAUCAGUUAAAAACAAAUACCACAUCAUAAUAUAUUAAGUAGAAAGAGGAAGAUUAAUUGUUUUGCAUUUGUUAAAAGUUCAUUUACUGGCUGUUGAUAUUAUAUAGAAUGUUUAUAGUCUCCAGCAUAUUUUAUUGAAAGAGCAAGAACUGAGAUGGAGGAUCUACUAAGCAAGGAGGAAGAUCCAUUUUGGAAUACUCAGGAUUGUUUUCCUGAAAGAAGGAAUUUAAGUUUUGAUGACACUGUUUACUCGAUUUCAACGGAUGAUAUAUUUGGAUGUGUUGUUGCAAUCAUGAUUCCUUUUAUAUUUAUUGGAAACUCUCUUGUUAUUAUAACUUUGUACAGAUUUCCGAAAUUUAGAACCACAACCAAUUUAUUGAUAGGAAGUCUGGCUAUGGCUGAUCUUCUGCUAGGUGUGGUGACUUUACCAUUGUAUGUGUGCUUUUAUUUCCAUGGUGAUGCUUUAAGUAGAAUAAAAUAUCUCUGUCUAAUAAAGUAUAGCUUUGCACUGGGAACGUUAAGUGCAUCCUUGAUAAGCCUUGUUGCCAUUGCAUUUGACCGAUUCAUUGCUAUUACAAGACCGUUAAUUUAUCGUGUAACAAUGACCAAAAGAAGAGCUAUGUUUUUAAUAGUUGGUAUAUGGAUGUAUCAUGUGAUUGUGGCUUUCUUACCAUUGAUUGGAUGGAAUCAUUACAAUGAAUUAAAUAAUAACGUAACUCACAUCUGUAACUUUUUCACGGUAUUACCGGUGCCAUAUACAAUUCUUACCACACCAGUUGUUAUUAUGCUAGCUAUUAUAAUUACAACCUACUUGUAUUUCAAAAUCUAUCAAGAAACAGUUAGCUAUAGUAAACGUCAAUUAGAGAGAAGGUCCACCUCCUCCAAUAAGGUGUUUGGACGAAGGCAGUUUAAGAGGGAUACAAAAUCAGCUAAGAUGAUGGGACUGAUUUCUAUACUGUUCUACCUAUUCUGGAUCCCCUUUAUGAUUGGCUGCAUUAUAAAGUACAUUUCUAACAAUAAGGACUCAUCAGAGAUGAUCAAAAAUAUUUUUUUGACUCUUGCUAUGAGUAAUUCUGCUGUAAAUCCCUUCAUAUAUUGUUGGCUUAGAGAAGAUUUCCGAACUGCCUUUCUUAUGAUAGUUUGUUGUAGAAAAACAUCUAGUAUUAGGCAAAUGACUUCCGUGAAACAAAAUUAUGGAAUAAAAGGGACAUACAACUUCACCAAAUCUCAAAACAGAAAAAGUUCAUUGUUUACAAUUGAAAAGGUGCUUAAGCCUCUCCAAUCUAACUUAAGUGAUAGCAUCACAUCAUCUUACGGAGAUGUAUCUGAUUGUGAGACACCACAAAGUGUCGCUAGCGAUGCUGAUACUCCACAUAGUGUUUUCAGUGACGGAACAUUCUCAUUCAGUAAAAGUGACACGGCUAGUUCUAUGAACAGUUCAAUGACUACCAGACUUUAGUUUCCUAUAAAUUUAAAACAACAUGUGUAUAUAAUAUUUCUUCUAAACUUUUAUAUUUUGUUAGAUAUAUCGGGUAUUUGUAUUGUGCUUCUAAACAUAUUUUUCUUAGAUAUGAUAUUAACAACUAAUUUACUUUCCUA